CAAACACUGCGCGGGAGAUGCGAGGGACACGUAGGGGAGAGUUGCUGCAGGUUUUUUGGAUGGCGAGCCAAGACUAGGCCUCGAACCUGAAGACCAUCAGGGUAACCUGAGGAACUGAAUCUGAGAGACUCAACCUGCGUUAACUGGACUGAGGCGAGAUGGAGACGUCAGCAGAAGACCAGACGGAUCCAGAACCUUCAGCAGAACCGACACCUGAACUUGUGCCAGGAUCUGAAUCUGUUCCUGAACCUGUACCCGAGUAUCUACUUGUUGAAUCAGAAGAUGGACCAGGACCUGGACCCGAAUGCUCUCCUGUAAUCUCGGAAGUUCACCUUGAUGCUGGUGCACCCAGUUCUUCCAGGUCACUGAACCACAGACCCGACAAUGUGAACUCUGAGGAUCAGGAUAAACGCUGUCAAGAGAUCCGCACACGGUGGGACGAUUCUGAAUUAAAGUGUUGGCUGUUGGAAGCUUUGGAAGGUUUGGGCACCAAGGAGCUGAAAUACUUCCACUGGUACCUGCAGAAUGCCGAUGAAUCAGUGGACGGCUUCAGACCCAUCAAAAAGAGUCGUCUGGAACAUGCGGACAGGUUGGACACAGUAGAUCUGAUGGUGCAGAUGUACAGCACCGAGGCCAGAGAGGUGGCGGAGAAGGUUUUAACAAAGCUCAAAGAAAAGCGUUUUCCUGAAGAGAUGCUGCAGGAUGACGCUUUCGUUCCCGCUGCUGCAGCAGAAAGAAUAAUUUUCAAGAUUCGCCGUAAGUUUGUGAAGAAGGUUUCAUUAGAAAUCCUUGAAGAGCUCUUAGAUCACCUGGAAGAAGACCUUGUUUUAAAUGACAGUGAGACGAAGGACAUACUUGAGAGGAACCCAACCACAGAAGAAAAGGCCCGCGCCCUCAUCGACGCUGUGAAACCUAAAGGGAAUGAAGCCUGCCAGAAGAUGAUAGAACAUCUCCAAACCUGUGACAUUUAUCUUUCCUGUGAGCUGGGUUUGUCCUCUGAUCCAUCUGCUCAGAAAGGUCACGGGGACGCUGGAGCUUAUCCAAGUAUUUUAACAGGAGCUCUUCAGAAGUGUCAGUCUGAACUCAAAUCUGCUCUGAAGAAGAAGUUCCAGUGUGUGUUUGAGGGGAUUGCUAAAGCAGGAAACCCAACCCUCCUGAACCAGAUCUACACAGAAAACAAAAAAAGAGGUCCACAAAGUUAA
Melanotaenia boesemani (Boeseman's rainbowfish) is the source of this 1202-nucleotide messenger RNA. RefSeq lists its product as uncharacterized. The record is from RefSeq and is a predicted model, not a curated record. The transcript is spliced from 11 exons. Gene Ontology annotation, molecular function: cysteine-type endopeptidase activity. Bases 159 to 1202 code for a protein of 347 amino acids. NCBI's taxonomy places the organism in Eukaryota, Metazoa, Chordata, Actinopteri, Atheriniformes, Melanotaeniidae. Gene Ontology annotation, biological process: regulation of apoptotic process; proteolysis.